Molecule: messenger RNA, 255 nt
Organism: Puccinia triticina
Lineage: Eukaryota; Fungi; Basidiomycota; Pucciniomycetes; Pucciniales; Pucciniaceae
Exons: 6
Coding region: 1-255 (84 amino acids)
Cellular component (GO): endoplasmic reticulum membrane; intracellular membrane-bounded organelle
Molecular function (GO): heme binding
Source: RefSeq, a predicted model, not a curated record
AUGACGGCGAAAAUUAUCAGCGUUCAGGAGGUCGAAAGCCACAAGGACGAGAAAUCAGCCUGGGUUAUCGUUGAAGGAAAAGUAUAUGAUGUAACAAAUUUCCUUGAAGAGCAUCCCGGUGGUAAGAAGGUCUUAUUAAAGAAUUGCGGAAAGGAUGCAACCGAACUUUUCCAUCAAUACCAUACAAAAAAAAUUUUGAAGAAUGUCGCCGGCUCUAUGAUGAUUGGCCAAGUAUCCGGCGAUGCUAAGCUAUAA